GCAGAUAAAUUUUAUUUACAUUUUUCAAUAUGUUUCUUAAAUUUUAAUAUAGUUAUUGUUUUUUUCAAUAAAUUUAAAUGUAAUAAAUAUGAAUGCGAUAACAAUAUUAUACUUAAUUACUUGCUACUUUAUAAACCUCAGUACUGGUAUCCGAGAAUAUAAAAAAGAAGAUGUAUUUCGACUCAGAGAAGAGGUAAGGGAGAUGUUUCAACAUGCAUAUGAUGGUUAUCUAAAAUAUGCAUAUCCAUAUGAUGAGUUAAGACCAUUGAGUUGUGAUGGUGUGGACACUUGGGGGAGUUACUCGCUGACCCUUAUUGAUGCCUUAGAUACCCUCGCAAUUAUGGGUAAUUAUACAGAGUUCAAUAGAGUUGUAGAUAUUGUUCUACAAAAACAAAACUUUGAUGCUGAUAUUAAUGUAUCUGUGUUUGAAACUAAUAUAAGGAUAAUUGGUGGAUUGCUUAGUGCACAUUUACUGUCACACAAAACUGGUAUGAAACUUGAACCAGGUUGGCCCUGCAAUGGACCUCUCCUCCGACUGGCUGAAGAUGUAGCACAAAGACUUAUUGCUGCUUUUGACACUACUACUGGUAUGCCAUAUGGUACCAUCAAUUUGAGGUCUGGUGUACCCCCAGGAGAGACUACAGUCACAUGCACUGCUGGUGUUGGUACCUUCAUAAUUGAGUUUGGGACAUUGAGUCGUCUCACUGGUGAUCCAUUAUUUGAAGAGGUUGCUUACAAUGCAUUAAAAGCUCUCUACCAUCAUAAAUCUCCGAUUGGUCUCGUUGGCAACCACAUUGAUGUUAUGACUGGGCGAUGGACCGCGCAAGAUGCUGGCAUUGGCGGCGGUGUUGAUUCCUACUUUGAAUACUUAGUUAAAGGGGCAAUUUUACUAGAAAAGCCAGAGCUGAUGUCUAUGUUCCGUGAGGCACGGCAAGCCAUAGACAAAUAUUUGAAGAAAGACGACUGGUAUGUGUGGGCAACUAUGCUGCGCGGACACGUCACACUGCCGGUGUUCCAGUCACUGGAGUCCUACUGGCCAGGGUUGUUGAGCCUUAUUGGUGACACUGACACUGCGAUGCGUAUAAUACACAACUAUCACAGCGUUUGGCGACAGUAUGGAUUUACUCCUGAAGUAUACAACCUUGGAACAGGAGAAGCGUCGUCUUCCCGUGAGAGCUACCCACUUCGGCCCGAGCUGAUCGAGUCAAUCAUGUACUUGUACCGUGAGACAAGGGACCCAAUAUUGCUGCAGAUGGGCGAGGAUAUUCUCAGGAGCAUACAACAUAGCGCCAGGACGCAAUGUGGUUAUGCUACGAUCAAGGACGUGCGAGAUCACCGUAAAGAGGACCGUAUGGAGUCAUUCUUCCUUUCAGAAACAACUAAGUAUCUAUACUUGCUGUUUGACCCUGACAACUUUAUACACAAUCCUGGUAUCAGUGGCACCGUCAUCAACACGCCUAACGGCGAGUGUAUAGUCGAUGUCGGUGGUUAUAUCUUCAACACUGAAGCACAUCCCAUUGACCCCACUAUGUUAUAUUGUUGCCAUGAAGCGAGGGAUGGAAUAAAUAUCAGCGAGAUACAUAGAAUAUAUCAAAUUUUAGAAGAAGAAGACAACAUUCAGUUCCUAACAAUGAUGGAAGGGACUAUAAAAAUAAACGCCACUGGAGAUGCAGAAAGUAAAUCUCAAAGUAUACCAAAUGAAGUCAAUAAUACAGUUGACAGUGUCCAAAGUAGUGAAAACAAAAUUGAUCAAAAUCAAGUCUUAAUAAAGACCGAAACAAGAACUGGCUAUGUCAAUAUAGAUGGCACAGAAAGGGAAAAAAGUAAAAAUGAAUCUAGCAUAAGAGAUAUUGUUAAAGAGCACAUAAUUAGUUAUUAUAAUAACACAACUAAUAUAAAUAGCGAGACCAAAGAAUUAGAUUCUCCUAUAGACAAUAUAACAUCCGAAGAUGAAUUAGAUGAUGAGACAGAUGUAGAAGUUGAUGAUAUAAUAAUUCCCCAAAAAUUACAAGAAACUGUAAGUAUACAGCCUCCUAGUGUUACCAAAGCGAAGGAAGUAUAUAAAUUAUUGCCAAAAGUGAUACAAGAUUUUUUAAGUAGUGAUUGGAAACAGAAACCGAAAUGUGAACCUCAACAUAUGCUAGAACGGAUCCGUAAGGAGAAACGGUAUCCCGAUCAUCCUGAUGUUAAUGAAUACAAAUAUCUCUUAACUCCUGCACCAUCGUUUCUACAAAGAAUAUCUAUUGCAGGUGAAUUUUUAAAUAAAAAGCAACUAGAAAUGUGAUUGUAUUAUAUUUAUAAUAGAACAUAAUAUAGACUAUGGUGCUACUUUGGUAUUAGAAAAAACAUGUACAUAUUUGGGGGUACCAAAUAAAUAAUAUAAGAUAACUAAACGGACUAUAUUUCUCAAUAUAUUUAUAACAGUAAGUGUAAAUGAUUGUGUAGAUAAUUUAUAAUUCAUUAUAGAGAAAAACGAUGGGGUCAUUAUCAAAUCAGUAAUCAUUACACAACAUUGAAUUUGAAGU
Molecule: messenger RNA, 2525 nt
Organism: Achroia grisella
Lineage: Eukaryota; Metazoa; Arthropoda; Insecta; Lepidoptera; Pyralidae
Gene: Edem1
Product: ER degradation-enhancing alpha-mannosidase-like protein 2
Exons: 8
Coding region: 89-2284 (731 amino acids)
Biological process (GO): mannose trimming involved in glycoprotein ERAD pathway; endoplasmic reticulum mannose trimming; carbohydrate metabolic process
Cellular component (GO): endoplasmic reticulum; membrane
Molecular function (GO): calcium ion binding; mannosyl-oligosaccharide 1,2-alpha-mannosidase activity
Source: RefSeq, a predicted model, not a curated record